Messenger RNA from Anisakis simplex (herring worm), 900 nucleotides. NCBI's taxonomy places the organism in Eukaryota, Metazoa, Nematoda, Chromadorea, Rhabditida, Anisakidae. The record is from the annotation of a GenBank genome assembly.
GGUAUCAUAAGAAAUGAUUCAAUCUUCGACAAGAGAGUGUUCAAGAAGAUUCGUGAACAAAUGGGAGGGAAUAUUCGCUUUAUGACUAUUGGCUCAGCACCUAUCGCUCCAGAUGUGCUCAGCUUCGCUCGUGCAGCUAUGGGCUUGAUGCGUAGUUUUUUGAAAGCAAUUUCAGGGCAAACUGAAUGCGCAGCCGUCGGUACAGUUACUCUUGAGACCGAUAUGACACCAGGUCAUGUCGGAAUACCGUCGUUAUGUUGCGCAAUCAAACUUAUCGAUGUUCCUGAAUUGAACUACUAUGCUGCAGAUGAUGUAGGAGAGAUCUGUAUCCGAGGCUACAACGUUUUCAAAGGGUAUUACAAGAACGACGAGAUGACCAAAGAGACACUUGACGAGGACGGUUGGUUACAUUCGGGUGAUAUUGGCAAAUGGACCGAACACGGCACACUGAAAGUCAUCGAUCGAAAGAAACACAUCUUCAAACUACAACAGGGUGAAUAUAUUGCACCAGAGAAGAUUGAGAAUGUUUAUGAGCAUUCCAAAUACGUGAUGCAAAUAUUCGUUUACGGCGAAAGCUUGAAAACGUGUCUUAUAGCGAUUGUUGUUCCUGAACAAAAGAUGUUAGAGAAGGCUGCUGCUGACCAUUUAGGUAUGCAAAAUCCAUCGUUGAAAGAAUUGUGCUCAAAUGAAGCACUUAAGAAGCUCAUUCUGGAGGAUCUGAUCGAUAUCGGCAAGAAAGGAGGAUUGCAAUCUUUUGAACAGGUGAAAGACAUCUAUGUAUCGCAAGAGCAAUUCACAAUCGAGAACGAUAUGCUAACACCAACGCUGAAAGGGAAACGUCCGAAUAUCAAGAAACACUUUGCGGCGCAAAUUGAUGCAAUGUAUUCAAAAUUGAAAUAG